AACGGACUUUUAUUUUGGGCUGACGGUGUGACGUCAUAAGGCUGCUCCGCGUUCUGGUGAUUCGACUGUAGAAAGUGUCCAAACAGAAAAACUGGUGAAGCAGCUGAGAUCCACGUAACACACCAAAGAUGGCGUUUAUUAAAGAGGAGAGUGAAGACAUGAAGAUUGAAGAAGCAUUCAGAGUCAAACAUGAAGAUACUGAGGAACAAACAAAGAUGGUGUUUAUUAAAGAGGAGAGAGACGACAUGAGGAUUGAAGAUGCGUUCAGAGUCAAGCAUGAAGAUACUGAGGAACAAACAGACCUACUGGCUUUGAAAGAGGAAAAAGAAAUACUUAAUGAAAUUGGAGAGGAAGAUCAACAUGAGGAUCUUCAAAAGACAGGAACUAGAAGUUAUUUCGCUUGUUUCAGUCAACAAGGAAACUUUAAAGUCCACAUGAGAAUUCACACUGGAAAAAAACCUUUCACAUGCACUCAGUGUGGAAAAAGUUUCACUCUUAAAAUAGGUCUUAAAAGGCACAUGAGAAUUCACACUGGAGAAAAGCCUUACACAUGCCCUCAAUGUGGAAAAGGUUUCUGUCAAAAUGGAAACCUUAAAGUCCACAUGAGAAUUCACACUGGGAAGAUCUAUUUCACCUGCCAACAGUGUGGGAAAAGUUUCACUCGUAAAGCAAAUCAUGACAGACACAUGAGAAUUCACACAGGAGAAAAGCUUUACACAUGCCAAUACUGUGGAGAGAGUUUUGCUCAACGUGAAAACCUUACUGUUCACAUGAGAGUUCACACCAGAGAGAAUUCUUACUUAUGCUUUCAGUGUGGAAAAAGAUUCCAUCAACAUAGAAACCUUAAAGUCCAUAUGAGAACUCACACUGGAAAAAAGCCUUUCACCUGUGAACAGUGUGGAAAAAGUUUCACUCGUAAAUUAGGUCUUAAAAGGCACAUGAGAAUACACAAUGGGGAAAGUCCCUUCACCUGCCAAUUUUGUGGAAGAAGUUUCACUCAAAAAGGAACCCUUAACAGGCACAUGGGAAUUCACACUGGGGAGAAGCCUUUUUCCUGCCAACUGUGUAGAAAAACCUUCACUCGUAAAAUAGGUCUUGAAAGGCACAUGAGAAUUCACACUGGAGAAAAGCCUUAUAAAUGCGCUCAAUGUGGAAAAAGUUUCAUUCAACAUGGAAACCUGACAGUCCACAUGAGAAUACACAAUGGAGAGAGUCCCUUCGCCUGCCAACAAUGUGGAAAAAGUUUCAAUCAUAAAGGAAGCUUUAACCGGCACAUGAGAACUCACACUGGAGAGAGGCCUUACAUAUGCCUUCAUUGUGGAAAGACUUUCGAUCAACAUGGAAACCUUAAUGUCCAUAUGAAAAUUCACACUAGGGCCUGGCAAUAAAACGAUAAUGAUCACAAUAUGAUUUUUCUUUCUUGAACAGCAGUUUACUUGCUGAUCGGUCUUGCUCACACAACCAUAUCCAAAAGAGUGCUUGAAUAUAGUGAAGAACAUUACAUUUCUUGUUGAUUUAGUUUAAAAACUGUGCUGACGCUUUUAACAGGAGAAAUACUGUGCCGUGAACAAUACAGUUAGAAGGCUUUUCCAUGGAUUUACUAUAGUAACACUGCACCAUGGUAUUGUGGCAGAAAUGU
Sinocyclocheilus anshuiensis is the source of this 1639-nucleotide messenger RNA. Its product is annotated as gastrula zinc finger protein XlCGF57.1-like. Lineage: Eukaryota; Metazoa; Chordata; Actinopteri; Cypriniformes; Cyprinidae. The transcript is spliced from 3 exons. Gene Ontology annotation, molecular function: DNA-binding transcription factor activity, RNA polymerase II-specific; RNA polymerase II cis-regulatory region sequence-specific DNA binding. The record is from RefSeq and is a predicted model, not a curated record. Gene Ontology annotation, cellular component: nucleus. Bases 129 to 1388 code for a protein of 419 amino acids. Gene Ontology annotation, biological process: regulation of transcription by RNA polymerase II.